GUGGCACUGAAAGAGGACAUGUUAAGAGAGAGAGAGAGACAUUUCCAAAGCAGUGAAAUUGAUAUGAAAGAACAACUCAGGAAUUGUAACGUGUGUGCCAUCCCAUGUUCAUGUUGUAUGCAUUCCAAGCAAAUGACAUCUCCAAUAGGAAUAAACACUGAUGAAUUUUUUGAUGCCUGUAAGAGAGAGGAUGUUUGUCGGGGUUUUUCUGGUAAUGUUGAUAUGCUGUCGCCAUCUUUAUGUUAUGCAUGCAAUGGGAGGCAUCAUACAAGCAGUGAGACAAGCAACCUCUUUAGUGCAUGCUCAAAUCUAGUGCAGGGGUUGACGGAUCUGAUGUGGUUAAAGAUCCUCCGGAGUCACAGCCUGUUGACCGUAACAAGGUAUCUGAUUCUGCAGAGAUUGAAGUAAGAAUUUGUGAUAUAUGUGGAGAUGCUGGUCAGGAGGACUUGCUUGCUAUCUGUAGCACUUGCAGUGAUGGAGCAGAACAGAUCUAUUGCAUGCGUGAAAAACUGAACAAGAUUCUUGAAGGAGAUUGGAUGUGUGAAGAAUGCAUACUCAAUGAAGAAAACAAAAGGGACGUGCUACAGAAAUUUGAAAAAGCAGCAGCAAGAGUAUCAAGUCAACCUUCCUCGAAUACAGCAGCACAAAACUUUAGAAAUUCUAGUGCUUUGGAUGAUAAUAAUAGUUUGAAAUUGAAUAGCACAGGUAAAGUUAAGUGUAGUCCUAACUUCUCCUCUAAGAGACCUUCAGGCAAUUUAGAAGCUAUCUCAGUGACUAAAAGAACAGUGUUUAAAAGUGUUGAACAAGAAGGAGCUUCCAAACCCUCUAGCAAAACUUGCCUGUAUUCUUCAUUCAAUAAGGAGAAUUUGAAGCAAACUCCUGAAGUGACUGCACAGGGUGACUGCUUUUCAAAAUAUACUAUCAAAACAGGCAAUAAAUCACAUGAAGCACGGCCAGAGUAUCGAAAGUCUAAUGGUAAUUUUCUUAUAUAGCUUUGAGGCAGAUAUCCAACUCGACAGUGCUUGCCAUCUCCAACUGAUGAAGACUCGUCCUCAUCAGCCUCUUCAUCAGCCACAACUAUUUCAAAUACCACAACUAGUGACACUUGACAUGUUAAUGGUAUUGAUGGUUAUUUUUUUGUUGUAUAGGCAGUAGAUAUUUUGACAUGGGG
Molecule: messenger RNA, 1171 nt
Organism: Pistacia vera
Lineage: Eukaryota; Viridiplantae; Streptophyta; Magnoliopsida; Sapindales; Anacardiaceae
Product: bromodomain adjacent to zinc finger domain protein 2B-like
Exons: 3
Coding region: 300-992 (230 amino acids)
Source: RefSeq, a predicted model, not a curated record